GAGGGAGGAUGGAGAGAGACCGAGGGAGGAUGGAGAGAGACGGAGGGAGGAAGACAGAAAGAUACGGAGGGAUGAAGACGGAGGACAGAAGUUGGGGAAGAGGAAAGCUGAGGAAGACGAAGACUCGCCCAACAAGAAGCUUCAGACGAUGGACCACAGUGUGAAGGUGGCGACUCACUACAACAGUCUGCAGGAAGUCGGUCUGGCAGCGAGAAGUCGAAGCAGAAUCUUCUUCAUGAGGAACUUCAACAACUGGCUGAAGAGUGUCCUGAUCGGUGAGAUCCUGGAGCAGGUGAGGGGGGCGGGGCCUCAGCAGGUGUCUGUGUUGGACCUCGGCUGUGGGAAAGGAGGAGACCUGCUGAAGUGGAGGAGAGGAGGAAUCAACCACCUGGUCUGUGCAGAUAUCGCCGGAGUCUCGGUGGAGCAGUGUCAGAGUCGCUACGAAGACAUGAAGAAGAAAAGUCACGCAAACGAGAAAAUCUUUAGCGCUCAGUUUAUCAACGCAGACUGCACCAAGGAGGUUUUGGCGGAGAAGCUGGCCGACCCCGACCAGAUGUUUGACAUCUGCAGCUGCCAGUUUGUUUACCAUUACUCGUUUGAGAGCGAGCAGAAGGCCGACAUGAUGCUGAGAAACGCCUGCGAGCGUCUGAAACCCGGAGGCUUCUUCAUCGGGACGACGCCGGACGCCUUCGAGCUCGUUAAACGUCUGGAGGCGUCCGAGUCUCUGUCGUUUGGUAACGAGGUCUUUAAGGUGUCCUUCCAGUCCAAAGGUUUCUACCCUCUGUUUGGAUGUCAGUAUCACUUCAGCCUGGAGGACGUGGUUAAUGUCCCAGAGUCCCUCGUCUACUUCCCUCUUUUUGAACACAUGGCGAAGCGUUACAACAUGCGUCUGGUGUUGAAGCAGAGAUUCUCUGAGUUCUUUGAAGAGAAGGUGAAGAAGGAGCAGCAUCGCAGCCUCAUGAUGAAGAUGAUGGCUCUGGAGCCGUUUCCCGGCGAGGACGGUGGUCGCCAGGCAACCGACAGCACAGCUGAGUACAGCCAUGCUAAAGAGCACAGCGGCAGAGCCGGAGUCAAACUACCACUGGGAACUCUGAGCCGAUCUGAGUGGGAAGCAGCCAGUAUCUACCUGGUGUUCAUCUUUCAGAAGAUAUCCUGAUGAUAAACCCUUCUUCUACAUUAUGUUUGUACAAUGUUAACUUUUUUCUUUUCAAGUCAUUUUUUGAUAAAAAUGUGUUGGUUUGUUGUCA
This is a messenger RNA of Perca flavescens (yellow perch), 1247 nucleotides long. It is a transcript of the gene rnmt, whose product is annotated as RNA (guanine-7-) methyltransferase. The transcript has 10 exons. The record is from RefSeq and is a predicted model, not a curated record. Bases 149 to 1156 code for a protein of 335 amino acids. Gene Ontology annotation, molecular function: mRNA 5'-cap (guanine-N7-)-methyltransferase activity. NCBI's taxonomy places the organism in Eukaryota, Metazoa, Chordata, Actinopteri, Perciformes, Percidae. Gene Ontology annotation, cellular component: nucleus. Gene Ontology annotation, biological process: 7-methylguanosine mRNA capping.